Crotalus tigris (Tiger rattlesnake) is the source of this 1325-nucleotide messenger RNA. RefSeq names its product histone H3. The record is from RefSeq and is a predicted model, not a curated record. Lineage: Eukaryota; Metazoa; Chordata; Lepidosauria; Squamata; Viperidae. Gene Ontology annotation, molecular function: DNA binding; structural constituent of chromatin; protein heterodimerization activity. Bases 886 to 1296 code for a protein of 136 amino acids. Gene Ontology annotation, cellular component: nucleosome. The transcript has a single exon.
GAUCGGUUGGGGGUCACAGCAUUAAAAAGGUUGAGAAUCACUCCUCUAAUUUGACCCACUUCCCAUAUUUUUGAAUACAAUCUAUAUGGGGAAAAGAAAUGUCACAUUUUAAGAAAAUGGCAUUAGAUUGCAGUCUUAGUAGAAAGAAAUUUGAAUAAAACUUUGUGUUACUGUGCUUAGGAUUUCACAAUAGAAAGCAGAGAAUACAGAAUAAUAGGAGCCUUGGAUUUCAAUCCCCUGCUUGAGCAGGAGACUUUUCCAGACAUAUGACUGUCCAAUCUCUUCUUAAAAACCUCCAGUGAUGGAGCACUCACAAUUUCUGAAAGUCAUUCCUCUGAUUAAUUGUUCUCACUGCAGGAAAUUUUUCCUUAGUUCUAGGCUGGAUCUCUUUUUGAUAAGUUCCCAUCUGUUACUUAUUCUGGAUAUAGUAUUCCAAAUAUAGUCUUACCAAAGCUUUACUAAUACUCAGUUUGUUCCAUUACUGCUAAUAAAUUACUGAAUGGAAUAAAUUCUAAUGGCUGCAAUUACAUUUUUUUUUUUUUUUUUGUAAAAUACUGGACAGACUACAAGAUUUAUUAUCUCUAAUAUAUUGCAUGGAUGGAGAAUUCAUCUCUUAGUAUCGAUAAACGCGGGCGAGGGGGAGACAGGAUGCUUCGAAUCAAUUAAAAUCACAGAAUAGCGAUUGGCUGCGGUAGGAGGAAAAGAGACCAAUCAGAGUUGUGCUGUUAUUGUCCAAUCACGGCAGAGCCCGGGAAAUUCAAACAGGGUUAACGACUUCACUCUCAGCCAAUAAGACGAAGGGACGCUGCCUAUAAAUACCCACCAGCUCGGCCGCCAAAUUCAUUCACCUGAAUUCUUAGCGAGUGAGUUUUCCUUGUUUGAAGGAUGGCCAGAACCAAGCAGACGGCUCGGAAAUCCACCGGUGGCAAAGCGCCAAGGAAGCAGCUUGCUACUAAAGCAGCUCGCAAAAGCGCUCCCGCCACCGGAGGCGUGAAAAAACCUCACCGUUACCGUCCUGGCACUGUGGCUCUCCGGGAGAUCCGGCGCUACCAAAAGUCCACCGAGCUGUUGAUUCGUAAACUCCCUUUUCAGCGCUUGGUGCGUGAAAUUGCUCAGGACUUCAAGACCGACCUGCGUUUCCAGAGCUCGGCCGUGAUGGCCCUUCAGGAGGCGAGCGAGGCUUAUUUGGUGGGUCUAUUUGAAGAUACUAAUCUCUGUGCCAUCCACGCCAAGCGAGUCACCAUCAUGCCCAAAGACAUCCAGUUGGCUCGCCGUAUCCGCGGCGAGAGAGCUUAAAUUGUUCGCCUGACUCGGAGGAGACUUCG